AUGUAUAAUUGCGAUUAUCAAUUAUGUCAAGACAUGGAUCAAAUUGGCGAACAGCCGACGGAAAAUUUGACCGGGUUUAAUUUUCUUUUGGGAUUAACUGAAAUUGUUGGACUAAUUUUGAUCAUUUUUAUGAUUGUUUGGACGAAGAAUUUCCAGGGUGGGUUCGCCUGGAGGGAGAACCCUGCUCUGGAAUUUAACUGGCAUCCUUUAUUGAUGACUAUUGGAUUGGUAUUUUUGUAUGGAAAUGGUAUGUUAAUAUACAGAUCACGCCGAACAGUCCGCAAAAGAAGACUAAAGUUAUUGCACGGUGGAAUAAUGAUUUUUUCCUUCGUUUUAACUGUAACAGCAAUGAUCGCCGCUUUUGACAGUCAUAAUUUGAAAAAUCCUCCAAUUCCUAAUAUGUAUACUUUGCACAGUUGGGUUGGACUUACCAGCGUUAUUUUAUUCGCUUGCCAAUGGCUGGCAGGAUUCAUCUCCUUCCUAUUCCCAGGAUUACACGUUUCAAUUCGCUCAGCAUACUUGCCAAUCCACGUUUACUUCGGAACCGCAGGAUUCGUCGGAGUAAUAUCUUCUUGCUUAUUAGGAUUAAACGAAAAGGCAAUUUGGGCAUUGAAGGAUAAAUAUGCGCUGUUUGUAGCAGAAGGAGUUAUAAUGAACGUUAUGGGCCUUUUAUUUGUCAUCUUCGGAGGACUUACGGUGUACUUAGUUUCUCAUGGAGGGUACAAGCGGCUUCCGAGGUCCGAAGAUGAUAUUUUGCUGACUGGUCGGCAAUAA
Molecule: messenger RNA, 774 nt
Organism: Cotesia congregata
Lineage: Eukaryota; Metazoa; Arthropoda; Insecta; Hymenoptera; Braconidae
Source: the annotation of a GenBank genome assembly